Molecule: messenger RNA, 437 nt
Organism: Ceraceosorus guamensis
Lineage: Eukaryota; Fungi; Basidiomycota; Exobasidiomycetes; Ceraceosorales; Ceraceosoraceae
Exons: 1
Coding region: 141-359 (72 amino acids)
Source: RefSeq, a predicted model, not a curated record
AAUGACCGUGGGUGAGAGAUUGUUCAGAAUGCAUGUAUGCUGGACGCUGACCACUCGAGGGAGAUGGAGAUCUGAAAGAAGAAGCCGCUCAGCACGAAACGCGGCGCAGGCGCACACAUACACACGAGUUGUCGCGCCGCAUGCCCAACAAGCCCUGGUCUGUGUCUGCGCAUGCAUCGUGUUUGGAGCACAGCUCAACACACGCGCUCCUCUCCUCCACUUCUGCUCCAUCAUUUCACGCGUCGCGCCCGCAAUCGGGAAUGAUUCACCGCGCGCGCUCACACGACCUCUGUCGCCGCUUGAAUUCGAAAAGUCUUGACUGUGCUGCCCAGGUCACGAGUACUCACGUGACUACGUAAGUGAACCUUGUUGCCCUUUCGGCGCUUCGGAAGCUCAAACACCGCCCUUGCUGGAGCCCACCGAAUCUCUCGAAUACU